Messenger RNA from Cloeon dipterum, 2433 nucleotides. RefSeq names its product MICOS complex subunit Mic60-like. The transcript is spliced from 11 exons. Gene Ontology annotation, biological process: cristae formation. The record is from RefSeq and is a predicted model, not a curated record. Lineage: Eukaryota; Metazoa; Arthropoda; Insecta; Ephemeroptera; Baetidae. Bases 117 to 2222 code for a protein of 701 amino acids. Gene Ontology annotation, cellular component: MICOS complex.
GAAAAUCAACGAUCACCUGCCUCGCCUCCUUUCCGUCGACAUUGCGGGCCGCUCGUCACCUUGUCACCGCAUAUUUAGCCCGAUUUUAUGAGAUUUACCCCUAUUUUUAGGAAAACAUGUUGCGGACAACAGUAAAGGGUUCCUUGGGACGCCUCGGAAGGAUGUGUUCCCCGAGACGGUCAGCGCUACCACAGAAGGAAAUUCGAGCACAUCAGUCCACGAAAUCAGGCGGAGGUGGUAGUGGAAAAAUCUGGGUCCCGAUCACAGCCUUGACAGCUGCCACCGUCGGCACAGCCAUCUACGCAAAAUAUGAUCCCUCCUUCAGGCGUCUGCUGGAAGAUAACGUUCCCUACUCAGAUCAAGUCAUUUCAACAACUAGUUCGGUCAUCGACACCACCACUGGUCUUGUUGACUCCGCCUCUGGCAUGAUAGAUUCGGCGAAGGGUUUCGUUUCUUCCACUCAAGAGAAGGUUACAAAUCUUUUUGGUGGUUCCGAGGACAAGCCCAAACCCCUAGCAGCUCCUGUUACCCCACCACCCACCCCUAAAGUGAAGGAAGCUGCCCCGGUUGUAAAGAAAGAGGAAACUAAGCCUGUCUCCAAACCCCCUACGCCAAGUGCGGAUGACAGUCUGUUGAAAAAGAAACUUGAAAGGGAUGCGCAAAAUGCCGCCCUCAGUGGACUGAUCAAGCUCCAGGCCUCUGUUGAUUCUGCUUGCGGCUCUGCAUCCGCAUCCACGGCCAACGCAGUUAAUCAAAUCAAAAAUUUGGGUCAAGAUUUUUCGACGUACUCAGCUGAUGAGCCUUCCGAGAGGCUUAUUGCGUCCCUCAUCUCCAAAAAUACAGAGGCUGAAAUCGUCACGAAAAAAGCUAUUCAAUCGGCUGGAGAGGCAAAAGCCAAACUGGACAGCCUCAAAACUGCGGUCAGCAACUCGACAGCUACUGCUGAGGGGCUCAAGUCCAUCCAGGAUAGUAUCGCAAAGGCUGAGAAGCAGCUGAAAGACGCCGAAGAGUCGCUCUUCAAGGCUCAGGAGGCAAUUAAGCCUUCUGAUGCCCUCGCUUCACAAAUCUCCACUGCCUACCACAAGUUGAAGCAAGAGCUUGGUCCAAACUGGGACUCAACCAAAAAGGACGACCAGGAUUUGUUUGUAUUGCUGAUUUCGCUCCGCAUGCUCCACUACAAGGAGCAACUUAGCAAGCAAUCGAAAAUGGACGAACGAGUUUUGGUCGACAGUCUGAAGGCUGCCGGCGAAGAGGGUCUAGAGGAGAGAGUGCAGGAACACCUUAAAGGCAAGGAAGAGGAACUGAGGAGGCAACUGAACGAAGAAUACCAUGCACAGAUCAUUCAAGUGAGGGACGAGGCAGAGAGGAGAGCCCAGGCGCAGCUCCGUCAGCAGGCAAUGAUCAUGACCGACGACAAGAACGCUGCGUUGGUGUCGCAGAGGUCGGCCUUCUCUCGGGAACUGUCUGACAGGAUUGGCCACAUGGUGCAGCAGCACACCCAGCAGAUCGGAUCUGCUGUUGAUGCUUUGAAUAAAGCUGACAAAAACAUUAAACAGAGGGAAGAGGCUGUCCUCCACGGUGCAAAACUACUGGCCAUAUCUCGCAGCUGUGACAGUCUGAUGCGUUCUCUUGGAAUUAAUCCAUUCCCGGCCAAGGACUGGACGCACCAGCGUCGGAACAUUGACGGUCAUGUUAGGGACGUUAAAAAAGUGUUUGAGGGCAGAAAGGAUGAGUUUGUUGAAGCAGCAUUAAAGAUGCUGCCUGAAAAGGGGAUCAAAAAUGGAGUACUUACUGAACCAGCCCUGAAAGCUAGGUUCAACGAUGUCGAAAGGGUGGCUCGAAAAGUGAGCAUGAUCCACAAAGAUGACGACGUGCCCUUGACCUCUUACCUGCUGUCCUACCUGCGCUCCACUGUCCUCCUGCAGCCCCACACCAGUAUAAAGCCAAGCGAAAUCAACAAUGACCCUACCGACAUCGCUGCCCUUGACAACAACGCCCUUCUCGACAGAGCAAAAUACUUUGUCGAUCAAGGAGACUUGCUUCAGGCUGCCAAGUAUGCAAACCUAUUGCGGGGUCCGUCUCGAUACGUGGUAAGUGGGUGGUUGGAGGAGACGACCACUUUGCUGGAGGUGAAGAACGCAGCACAGACGCUGGCCGCGUAUGCUUCGCUCUUAGUCCAAAAGCAAGUAAUACAGCCUGAGUUGUCGACACCCAAGGCGUAAUCGCUUUAGCCAUUUUAGCCAGACUCAGAAUUCAGUGUAAAUACUUCGAAAUAUAAUCUUUAUCGCUUUUCGUUCCUGCAGGUUCUAAAAAAGAAACUUAUGACUGUAAAACUGAAACAACAGCAAAUUAAUUCACCAUCUUAUUUAUUUGUUGGAUAUUGUUCACAUUCAGUUGAAUAAAUGAACGGUUGUUACCUCAAAAAUGCAGUAA